CUUUCCCUGCCAGUGCUCUUUAUAAACUCUCUAUGGAGUGGGAUUGGUUUGCAAAGAAUGGGCAAAGCACAGGGGACUGGGAGGGAACUCUGAGUCUAAUAAUAUUCCUCAUCCAAUAGAAACCAUUUCCUAUUGAGACCCCCAAGGGUCCCCCUUGCUCUCAGAUCCAUCCCAGACAUUAGGCCUAUUCUUCUGAGCAGUCUCCUCUGCAGGGCAUGCUGCUUGUAAGGCUCAGCCUGGGCUUCCUCUAACAAAGGACUGGUGAUAACAGCUGCUGCCUUCACAUUGGGAGGAUUAACUCAUUUCGGGGAAUAAGAACCUGGGCAACUGUCCUGUAAGCAGCGCAGACUUCAUUUCCUGCAAACAUGGCCAUGCCUGUGGAUUUUUAAUUCUUGUCAUAUGUCCUUGGGCUACAGGAAACUUUGGAUCUGGUUUCUCAUAGGGGCUAUCAACAUGUAUUAUGAAGAUGAAGAUGCAUUUGAGCUUGGCCACCACAUAACCAUGCAAUGCCAAGACUGCUUCUAAAAUAUUCUAUGGGUACAGUCAGAAUCCGUAGAGGAUUCAGCAGAACAUUCUGGAGCUUGGGAUGGGAAACUACAGCAAUAUUACCUGCUCCAUCGAUGACUCUUUUAAAUACAACCUUUAUGGUGUGGUUUAUAGUGUAGUAUUUGUCCUGGGAUUGAUCACAAACUGUGCUUCCCUCUGCGUCUUCUGCUUCAAAAUGAAGAUGCACAAUGAGACAGCCAUUUACAUGACCAACCUUGCCGUGUCUGACCUACUGUUUGUGUUCACUCUUCCUUUCAAAAUAUUUUAUAAUUUCAACCGCCAUUGGCCCUUUGGAGACACCUUGUGUAAAAUAUCAGGCACGGCAUUCUUGACCAACAUCUACGGAAGCAUGCUUUUCCUUACAUGCAUCAGUGUGGAUCGAUUUCUGGCAAUUGUCUACCCAUUCCGUUCCCGAACCAUUAGAACAAGAAGAAAUUCUGCCAUAGUUUGUGCAGGGGUUUGGAUUUUAGUACUGAGUGGAGGUAUUUCUGCAUCUCUUUUCUCUACCACCAAUGUGUCCAACACAACCACCACUUGCUUCGAAGGUUUCUCCAAAAGCAUCUGGAAAACCUAUUUGUCAAAAAUCACCAUGUUCAUUGAAAUCGUUGGAUUUCUUAUUCCUUUGCUCCUCAAUCUUACCUGCUCCUCUUUGGUUUUAAGGACACUGAGGAAACCAGCAACCUUGUGUCAGAUUGGAACCAACAAAGAAAAAGUUCUGAAGAUGAUCAUCGUCCAUAUUGCCAUCUUUGUUGUGUGUUUUGUGCCGUACAAUUCGAUCCUGUUUCUUUAUGCUUUGGUACGUUCACAGGCGAUAGCGAACUGCUCGAUUGAGAGAUUUGCACGGACAAUGUACCCAAUUACCUUGUGUAUCGCAACGACAAACUGUUGUUUUGACCCCUUUGUAUAUUAUUUCACUUCUAAAUCUUUUCAAAAGUCCUUUAACAUAAACCCGCUAAUAAAGAUGGAUAACCUGUUCAAGAUUGACUCGGCAACAAAAAUUGCUCUGCCAGUAACACAUGAGGAACUAACCGAGCAAAUGAACAUUAACAAUGGAGGGGAUUUGAUGUCAGAGUCUAACUUUAAGGACUAGAGUUCUAUGUAAUGGUAUAAAAUAAGACAAAACGUCUAAUGAAUGGAACUAUAAUUUAUGAAGGACGCUUCGAACCCUGUGGUCAGUAUUAUAGUUGGAAUUAAUGUGUAUAAAAAUAGAAGUUUUAAUUUAAAUAGAUAUAUAUUGUCUGGCAUACUGUAAAAAGUUCACAAAGUUUUAAUGUUUUUGUGUAAAUACUCAUUAUGAAGUGUUGUAGAUGUAUUUGUCCCAAAUUGCCAGUGUUUCAGUAUUUACACCAUUUGAAUGUCAACAAGAGAAAAAAAGUACUAAAAAAUUAUUACACAC
Molecule: messenger RNA, 1942 nt
Organism: Bufo bufo (common toad)
Lineage: Eukaryota; Metazoa; Chordata; Amphibia; Anura; Bufonidae
Gene: LPAR4
Product: lysophosphatidic acid receptor 4
Exons: 2
Coding region: 587-1636 (349 amino acids)
Biological process (GO): positive regulation of Rho protein signal transduction; phospholipase C-activating G protein-coupled receptor signaling pathway
Cellular component (GO): membrane
Molecular function (GO): lysophosphatidic acid receptor activity
Source: RefSeq, a predicted model, not a curated record